CAUUACAUCCCUUAUCCCUUUAUAUCGCGUGCCAUAUCAGCCAUACGACCCCCUCGGCGUCUAUCCGCUAUCGCGGCUGCACGGUCCGUCGUAGCACGUAGUCGACGAUCUCGUCGUCCGUGUAAUUACAACAACCCUUCGUCAUGCCAUCGGUUCGCAGGAUGAUCCUGGGUCACGUUAUGUCCGACUUGUGCCACAAGAUGUACCGCCGGAAGAAGCUGCAGGGCGACUUGCUCGAGACACCAAUGAAAAGGUGUCUCUCCACCUUCGACAUCACGUUGCUCGGCGUGGGUCAUAUGGUCGGCGCUGGAAUUUACGUGCUAACGGGUACGGUCGCACACGACAUAGCUGGACCUGGGGUGAUGUUCAGCUUCCUCGUGGCUGGUUUCGCUUCCAUUUUGGCAGCCCUUUGUUACGCCGAACUGGCCGCUCGAGUACCGAAAGCGGGCAGCGCGUACAUCUACACUUACGUCGCCAUCGGCGAGUUUUGGGCCUUUAUCGUAGGAUGGAACCUUAUCUUGGAGCACAUGAUCGGCGCGGCGUUCGUGGCGAAAGCUUGGAGCGGAUACGUGCAUUCGUUGAGAGGCGGUGCGAUUAGCAAUUAUACUCGCGACGUGAUGGGUGAGCGGACCAUAGGAGAGCAGGGCUCCAACCCGGACGUCCUAGCUGGCGGAUUAUGUCUGGUUUACGCGAUGCUCUUGGGAGUAGGGGUGAAGACUUCGGCAACGGUCAACUCGUUGCUGACCAUCAUCAAUCUCGCGGUGAUGGGUCUGUUCGUCGUUCUGGGCAUUUAUUACGCGGACAUUACAAACUGGAGCAGCCAGAACGGUGGUUUUCUACCAUAUGGUUUCGGCGGCAUAAUCACGGGUGCAGCAACGUGUUUCUACGCCUACGUCGGCUUCGACACGAUCGCGACUGCCGGAGAGGAGGCUCGCGAUCCAAGUCGGAGUAUCCCAUUGGCGACGAUGCUCUCGAUAGCGAUAGUAAUUGUUGUAUAUAUGCUGGUCAGCAGCGCCCUGACACUGGUCGUGCCGUAUUGGGAGAUUAAUGUUACCGCUCUGCCGGAAGCCUUUUCGUCCAGGGGUAUCCCGUGGGCUAAAUAUGUGAUAAGCGUGGGUGCCCUUUGCGGAAUGACGACGACUCUUUUCGGAUCCCUGUUCUCCCUCCCAAGGACGAUAUACUCCAUGGCGAACGACGGUCUGUUAUUCGGCUUCCUCGGUCGUAUCAGCGAGCGCACGCAAGUACCGGUGUGCAAUCUCAUCAUAAGUGGAGUGCUCAGUGCUUUAAUCGCUCUGAUGUUCGAUCUCAAACAUCUGGUGGAGUUUAUGUCGAUCGGGACUCUGCUCGCGUACACCAUCGUGGCAAUUAGCAUUAUCCUGCUGAGGUAUCUGCCCGAGCACGAGCAAUCGUCCGAUCCGCCCGAGCACCAGUCCAGCGUUGAUACGCCCACCAGUGGCUGUUCCUCGCCACCUACGGAGGAAGCGGACUCCAGCAGCAUCGCGUCUAAGUCCGAACUACUAUGCGAAGGAUCUAGCAGAUUCAAGCCGCGAUACGCCUGGAUGGAGGACUGGCUAUGGCUGCCGAAUUACGGUACUCGUCACAUGAGACCUCUCAUAUGCGCUUGUUUGAUUAUUUACACGACAAGCUGCGGCUUCCUCAGUACUUUUAUGAUAAUAGCGUUCGAAACGUCAGUUUCGUUCACGAAGAGCGAUUACCUCUUUGCAGCGAGUUAUCUUCCGCUACCCAUCGCGAGUCUCUUCGUAAUUGCCGCUCACAAACAAAAUUCACCCACCGGGAAAUUCCAAAUACCGCUGGUGCCCUUGAUACCAGCGUUAAGCAUUCUCUUUAACGUCGGUCUGAUAAUGCACCUGUCUGCAAUGACGUGGAUACGGUUUUUCGUAUGGAUGACAAUCGGGGUGAUGAUCUACUUUCUAUAUGGCAUCCAUUAUAGUAAAGAAGCCGUUACUACGCUAAACUCAUAUUCCGGUUUGAUGGCCACCUCAGAAGCUGAGAAAGGCACAAAGUGGGGAUCUACGUUACGAGUUAGUCCGAGGAGUGACAAGACACCUAUUCUGAGCGACCAAGAACUUGUUGACUAGAAAUAAUAUACAUUUUUAUCAAUUGUUUUCCCUAUCCAGCUCGCCGGUGGAGCCGCGGAAAUGGCUUGAAUUUUAAAAGUAAAAUAACGUUUAAGCUGUCAACAACGAAAUAUUCGUACGUAAGACUGUAUGCAAUGCGAAUUAUAACGCAGACUAUUGCAACGGAAUAUAGAGCAACAUAUUUAAUCUUUAACUUUUAUUAGUUUUAAUGUGGUUAACGCACAAUUAAUACGCUCGGCUACUUAAAUGACACAAUGAGUUUUAUGUGUAAAAUUUAUUUUUCGAUUAUAUUCGCCACACUUGCUAUUUUGGCGGCUCCACUUUACAUGUUGCUUGAAAUUCAAAGUUUAUGGAAUAUAUUUUGUAAAUAUUGACUUUAGAAGACCUUUUUAACUUAUGCAUUUUGAACUCCUCGAGAAAGUUUUUGUCUGGUACAAAAAAUCUAUUUUCGUACUUAGCUUUAUCUUGUUCGACAGCGAUUCCAUAUGAAUUUUAAGCUCGUACUUUUACUUCUUAGCACGAUCAACGAAACAUUAUCGUUCUUUCCUGUCUAAAUGGCUAUUAUUAUGGCUAUUACACAAUCGCAAGAUUAAGCGAUAUGUGUUUUACGAAACAUUGUGUUUCGUGUUGCAACGAAUUCGGAGAGAAAAAAAUGUAACUUAUUUUAUUGUUAGUUUAUCUAUUAUAAGUUUUAUUACGCACAAAUUCGAUCAUCAACGGGAAAUCAUUUUUUAUUUCGUAUAUUUUAACACAACUCUCGAUUAAGUAGCAGAAUACGAUAGCAAGAAAACAUAUUUUCUUUCUGUUGUUAUGACACGAAUGUGACUAAUCUCUGUCGUUAUCAAUUAUAUUUAAAUUUAAUAAAUAACAAUAAUUUUGUAUCUUGAUUUGGCAUAAAUUUACGUUCGUGCAAUCGAAUCUAGAAUUGUUUCUUGGGAACGGAUAGAUCUAGUGAUUUAUAAAUCAUUUAUGAAUCUCACAAUUGACUCAUUUUUAUCACAAUAGUGUGAGUUAAGAACAAUUUAUAUAUAUAUGUUAAAAAUGGGUAUUAUUCGUUCUCUUGAUUCAGUCGAUUUAUGAAAUAGUUAAACCGCAAAGAAUAAUUAGAGCGUAACACGCUUCACGAGAAAGAUUUAUUCUGAUACCAAAAAAAAAAUCUAUUUACGUGAUAAUGCAUCAUCGUUUACAAUCUGUAAUUUAUGUGUGUAUUGUAUACACGCGUAUUGUGCAUGACAAGUAUAAUUACAUGGUAUUAUGUGAAAAGUAUCCGUAAUAACAAUAUAACGUAAUAUCGAUGUAUUAACGAUAGAGAUCGUUAAGAUGAUCUACAAGACACAAAGAGGUAUAUUUAAACGACAUAUAGUUUAGUAUGCAAGUUGAAUUUAUUUAUUAAGAGUCGUUUAUAUCGUUUUAAUGUAAAAAUAAAUGGUAAAUAUAGAUUAGCAAUGCAAUUCAAAAGCAACGGACGAUAUAUAUUCCACAACUGAUGAUUAUUAUUGUAAUUAAGAUGCGUCUUAAGGAUGGGAGUGAUCUCGAAUAGGAACAUCGACAAACGAUUAAAAGUCCAAUUAUUUAUUUACAAAAAUAUUUCUUAGCAAGUAAUUCUCCGCACCUAUCACCACUGAAUUAUUUAAAAUUGAUACAAAUUCCUGCAUGUUGAUGUAAAGUAAUCGUGCGAUCGAAAGUUUAAAUUCCUUACAGUGAUACAAACGUUCGUACAAUUAUUGAUUCUCGUUAUAGCAGUGCAAUAUGUCUUCAUGCAACAUAACAACCGUUUAUAAUAUUUGCGCGAGUGACGUCUGUCCACAGGGAUAUUUAAAGAUGUAACUGUAUUUGGUUACUCGUAUUCAUACCUGAUAAUUCAUUUCCAUAGCUGUGACUGCGUUUAUUUCUCUAUAUUGCCGUCAGGAAGGUACAAGAGAAUUCAAAUAAAAGUUAUAUAUCAGCCCCAA
Temnothorax curvispinosus is the source of this 4051-nucleotide messenger RNA. RefSeq names its product cationic amino acid transporter 4. The transcript has 9 exons. Gene Ontology annotation, biological process: transmembrane transport; amino acid transport. Lineage: Eukaryota; Metazoa; Arthropoda; Insecta; Hymenoptera; Formicidae. Gene Ontology annotation, molecular function: amino acid transmembrane transporter activity. The record is from RefSeq and is a predicted model, not a curated record. Gene Ontology annotation, cellular component: plasma membrane. The coding region runs from base 144 to 2099 and encodes 651 amino acids.